This is a messenger RNA of Rosa chinensis, 480 nucleotides long. RefSeq lists its product as uncharacterized. The transcript has a single exon. The record is from RefSeq and is a predicted model, not a curated record. The coding region runs from base 1 to 480 and encodes 159 amino acids. NCBI's taxonomy places the organism in Eukaryota, Viridiplantae, Streptophyta, Magnoliopsida, Rosales, Rosaceae.
AUGUCUCCUUACCGUCUUGUUUAUGGGAAAGCAUGCCAUUUACCGGUUGAAUUAGAGCACAAGGCAUAUUGGGCUAUCAAGUUUUUGAAUUUUGAGAUGAAUAAGUGUGGUGAGAAGAGAAAGCUUGAUCUUUGUGAGCUAGAUGAGAUUAGAAUGGAGGCUUAUGAGAAUGCAAAGUUGUACAAAGAAAGAACAAAAGCCUUCCAUGACCAAAAACUCAAGACCAAGCACUUGGAAGUGGGUCAAUUAGUUCUUCUCUACAACUCAAGAUUGAAAUGGUUUCCGGGCAAGCUAACAUCAAGAUGGAUUGGACCAUUUGAGCACAUUGAAGUAUUCCCACAUAGAGCGGUGACUUUGAAGAACUUGAGGAAUGGUAAUACCUUUAAGGUGAAUGGGCAUCGAGUCAAGCCCUACUUGGUAAGUGCACCUAAGGAUACUCAUGAGGAGGUGAAGUUCUUUGCGGAUCCUCCAUCCAUUUGA